AUGGUUGAUAAGUACGCUUCGUGGGUACCAAGCUCUGGAGUGUUCCCUAAAGGUUUUAAAGUUGGGUCUAUUGCAACCAAUGUAAAGAAGAAUGGUGAGUUGGACCUAGGUAUUAUCUACAACACUCAUCAGCAUCCUCCAGAGUCGUCCUUAACUAGUACUGCGGCAGCUGUGUUCACCACUAAUAGGUUCCAAGCUGCUCCUAUACUGAUUUCCAAGCAUGUGUUGGAGGCAACUGGAGGUAAAGGUAUUGAUACUAUAGUGAUAAAUUCUGGUUGUGCUAAUGCUGUUACUGGUGAAGCCGGAAAUCAGGACGCUAAGGAGUUGGUUGAACACAUUAAUCGCAAAACCUCUAAAGCCAAUUCGACUUUGAUGAUGUCUACUGGGGUUAUUGGCCAAAGAUUAUCGGUUGAUAAAAUCUCCAACGGUAUUGAUAGAUUGUUUGAAGAAAACAAUGUGUCUUUUGGGGACGCUUUUGAAUCGUGGUUAAAUCUAGCUAAGGCUAUCACCACCACUGAUACCUUUCCCAAGUUAACCAGUGGCGAAUUUACUUUGUCUAAUGGUGUAAGUUAUCGUCUUGUUGGAGUAGCGAAAGGUGCAGGCAUGAUUUGCCCAAAUAUGGCAACCAUGCUUGGGUUUAUCGGUUGUGAUCUGCCUAUCGCAUCUUCAGCCUUGCAAAAUAUAGUGCGCUACGCUGUUGACAGGUCCUUUAACUGUAUCUCUGUUGAUGGGGAUAUGAGUACAAAUGAUACUGUAUACAUGGUCAGCAACGGUGCUGUUGAAACUGAUGUGAUUGAAGAAGGUAGUACCGAUUUCUACAAGGUCAGAGACCAGGUAGUUGCCUUCUCCCAGCAGCUAGCUAGGUUGAUUGUUAGGGAUGGGGAAGGCGCUACGAAGUUUGUAUCCAUCACAGUAAAGGAUGCUCUGACUUUCGAAGAUGCCAAGAUAAUUGCACGUAGUAUCUCUAAUUCUAUGCUUGUAAAAUGUGCACUAAAUGGAGGAGAUGCGAACUGGGGUAGGUUUUUGUGUGCGAUAGGUUACGCUCAGUUGCAAAAUGUGCAGUCUCUAGAUCUAGAGAAAAUAUCAGUGUCUUUAGUUGGAUCUGAAGAGGAAGAGCCUAGUAAGUUGGAUUUAGUGUUAAACGGUGUACCUGAGUUACAACUUGACGAAGAAAAAGCCACUGAACUAAUUACAAGAGACGACAUUAAAAUAAUGGUGUCGCUUGGCACUGGUGUUGAAGAGUGCACAUUUUGGACUUGCGAUCUCUCUCACGAAUAUAUUAACAUCAAUGCUGACUAUCGUACUUAA
Eremothecium sinecaudum is the source of this 1308-nucleotide messenger RNA. RefSeq names its product glutamate N-acetyltransferase (gene ARG7). The transcript has a single exon. Lineage: Eukaryota; Fungi; Ascomycota; Saccharomycetes; Saccharomycetales; Saccharomycetaceae. Bases 1 to 1308 code for a protein of 435 amino acids. Gene Ontology annotation, molecular function: L-glutamate N-acetyltransferase activity, acting on acetyl-L-ornithine as donor; L-glutamate N-acetyltransferase activity, acting on acetyl-CoA as donor. Gene Ontology annotation, biological process: L-arginine biosynthetic process; L-ornithine biosynthetic process. Gene Ontology annotation, cellular component: mitochondrial matrix. The record is from RefSeq and is a predicted model, not a curated record.